AUGCCUCUCGAGGCGGUAAUGGUCGUUGUCGACAACAGCGAGAGCGCUAGGAAUGGCGACUACCAGCCGACACGCUUCGAUGCACAGACCGACGCCGUCCAGACGCUCUUCCAGACGAUCACCAACGGCAACCCCGAGUCUUCAGUCGGGUUGAUGAGCAUGGGGGGGAAAGGUCCCGAAGUGCAUGUCACAUUGACUACUGAAAUGGGCAAGGUACUGGAGGGCUUGCAUCAUACAAAGCAAAAGCUGGGCGGCUCCUCGCAUCUGAAGACAGCUGUCCAGGUCGCUGCACUGGCCCUCAAGCACCGUCAGAACCGAGCCCAACGUCAACGGAUAAUAGUAUUCGUAUGCUCCCCGAUCGCCGACGAGAAGAAGGAGCUUGUCCAGCUGGCCAAGAAGAUGAAGAAGAGCAAUACGACAGUGGACUUUGUGCUUUUCGGAGAACUCGACGAUGAGGCGACACAACAGAAGCUGGAGGCAUUCAACGAGGCCGUCAAGAGCAACGAAGGCUCCCACAUGGUUGUGUUCCCUCCCAGCAGCAAGCUCUUGGGUGACCAGUUGAUAUCGAGCCCCAUCCUUCUGGGUGAGGGUGCUGACGGUCAGGGUGGCGGCGAGAGCGGUGGCAACAACGAGGAGUUCGAAUUCGGCAUCGACCCAUCAAUGGAGCCCGAGCUUGCGUUGGCUCUGCGUAUGAGUAUGGAGGAGGAGAAAGCCAGGCAGGAGAAACUGGCAAAAGAAGAAGAGGAGAAGGCGAAGAAAGAGUCGCUGGGUGAUGUCAAAGAAGAGGACGAGUCUGGCCCCAGUGACGGCAGCAAGAAGAACGGCGACAAGAUGGACACCUCUUGA
Molecule: messenger RNA, 846 nt
Organism: Emericellopsis cladophorae
Lineage: Eukaryota; Fungi; Ascomycota; Sordariomycetes; Hypocreales; Bionectriaceae
Product: 26S proteasome non-ATPase regulatory subunit-like protein
Exons: 2
Coding region: 1-846 (281 amino acids)
Biological process (GO): proteasome-mediated ubiquitin-dependent protein catabolic process
Cellular component (GO): cytosol; nucleus; proteasome regulatory particle, base subcomplex
Molecular function (GO): polyubiquitin modification-dependent protein binding
Source: RefSeq, a predicted model, not a curated record